UUGCGCUGCUCAGUUUCAACACAUAUUUAAUAGACUCUCACCCGUCCACCCGUUCAAACAUAUGCGAUUAAAUCAACGCACCGGAAGUAGCUAACCCGCAGCCGUGUUUGUUAGCUACUGCUACAAGUCAACUCUUACAAUGUCCGAUUGACAGGUUGUCAUUAUGGCGGAGGGGUUUCUAAUGGAGGUGUGCGUGGACUCCGUGGAGUCUGCUGUCAAUGCGGAGCGAGGAGGUGCAGGUCGACUUGAGCUGUGUUGCAGUCUCAUGGAAGGAGGGCUCACUCCCAGUGUUGGCCUAGUGCAGGUUGUAAAAAGGUAUGUUAAAAUCCCAGUCUACGUGAUGAUCCGGCCUCGUGGGGGCGACUUUCUUUACUCGGACCAGGAAGUAGAGGUGAUGAGGAAAGACAUGGAGGAGAUGAAGAACCAUGGAGCGGAUGGAUUUGUGCUGGGAGCCCUGACAGAGGAUGGCAGGGUGGAUGCAGAGCUGUGCAUGGAGUUUCUAGCUGCUGCUCGGCCCAUGCCUGUGACCUUCCACCGAGCUUUUGACAUGGUCCAUGAUGCAGCGGUCGCCCUGGAAACGCUGGUGUCGUUAGGUUUCCAGCGUGUGUUGACAAGUGGCUGUGACAACUCUGCACUGGAAGGACUCCCGCUCAUCAAACGCCUUGUAGAUCAAGCUAAAGGUAGAAUUAUCAUCAUGCCAGGUGGUGGCAUCACAGAGAGAAACCUGCAAAGAAUUUUAGAAGGAUCGGGAGCUCAAGAAUUUCACUGCUCCGCCCGCUCCAGCAGAGAUUCUGCCAUGAAGUUCAGGAACAGCAGCGUGACAAUGGGAGCUUCUCUGUCAGCACCCGAGUACAGCCUGAAGGUGGCAGAUGUGAGCAAAGUGCGCACAUUUAACGCCAUAGCCAGAAAUACCCUGUGAAUGGAAACCGGGUGGUCAUGACUGAUAACUCAAUGAUACCUCAAAGGUGAUCACCUUCUUUCAUUUUUAUUGGAAGUCCAGAGAAAAUUGGGAUUUGGUAUUCUCAUCAAUGGAGUGCUUAAAACUCAGUACAAGUAUCUUACAUACCAUUAAGCCCUAAAGCAUUCAUACCUGGCCAAAUGUUUAGCUAAAUAUCAUUUUAUUGUAUAUUAGCUGGAAAUGAUACAGGAAAGUGGCAAAGAAUACAGUGAGAGUAUUUCUAUUUUUAUCUGGUCUUGUUUAUUUUAGAAUAUUCUGCAACAGGCGUGUCCAACCUGCAGCUAAUUUGUUAACGUCCCGCGGCAAAUCCUAAUAAUGCUUUAAAAAAAAGGUUUAAACGUAAACAGUGGAAUAAGAAAAUCAAACAAGUGUAAUGUAAUGAAAACUAUUUAAAAUGUAGACCCUAAUAAAGACAGGCAAUCUUUCUGUCAAAAAAUGUGAGGUAUAGUCAUCCCUCACUGCAUUGCGCUUCAAAUAUUUUUUGGGGGGGGAUAUAUACAGUAUACAAUUUCAUUUAUUAAAAUAUAUUUUACUAUUUUUUGUGUCCUAAAUUAAAGGCCUACUGAUAUGAGAUUUUCUUAUUUAAACGGGGAUAGCAGGUCCAUUCUAUGUGUCAUACUUGAUCAUUUCGCGAUAUUGCCAUAUUUUUGACUGAAAGGAUUUAGUAGAGAACAUCGACGAUAAAGUUCGCAACUUUUGGUGCUGAUAAAACAGCAUUGCCUGUACCGGAAGUAGCAGACGAUAUGCGCGUGACGUCACGGGUUGUGGAGCUCCUCACAUCUGAACAUUGUUUACAGUCAUGGCCACCAGCAGCGAGAGCGAUUCGGACCGAGAAAGCAACGAUUUCCCCAUUAAUUUGAGCGAGGAUGAAAGAAUCGUGGAUGAGGAAAGUGAGAGUGAAGGACUAGAAAAAAAAAGACUACAGUGAGAGCGAUUCAGAUGUUAUUAGACAAAUUUACUAGGAUAAUUCUGGAAAAUCCCUUAUCUGCUUAUUGUGUUACUAGUGUUUUAGUGAGAUUAUAUGGUCGUUCCUGUACAACCUGAAGGUCGGCCCCGCACCUUUCUUCAGCACCAGUCGACGGGUGGUGGCGAUGCCCAUCUUUGCCCUUCGCAAGGGAUUCUCUUCGAAACACGACCUUUCGAAAUGAUCGCUGCAUAAUACACUGUACUUUGUGUGUGUGGUCCAAUCCAACCGUAUUCGCUUGACCACUCUGUUCCAUAGUAAAGCUUCACCGUCAUAUUUCGGGAAUGUAAACAAUGAAACACCGGCUGUGUUUGUGUUGCUAAAGGCGGCCGCAAUACACCGCUUCCCACCUACAGCUUUCUUCUUUGACGUCUCCAUUAUUAAUUGAACAAAUUGCAAAAGAUUCAGCAACACAGUAGUCCAUAAUACUGUGGAAUUAUGCGAUGAAAAGAAACGACUUAUAGAUGAAAAGAAACGACUUAUAGCUGGAACAAAAUGUCCUCUACAAUGCGUGACGUCACGCGCACGCGUCAUCAUACCGCGACAUUUUAGCAUGAUACUUACGCGCGAAAUUUAAAAUUGCAAUUUAGUAAACUAAACCGGCCAUAUUGACAUGUGUUGCAAUGUUAAUAUUUCAUCAUUGAUAUAUAAACUAUCAGACUGCAUGGUCGGUAGUAGUGGGUUUCAGUAGGCUUUUAAGUAUUUUAAAGUAUAAAAUACUAAUACUACUAUACUACUAAUGUAGUAUAGGCUACUUGAUGAGACCAAAUCAGAACACUCCGUUCAGUAUCAUGGCGACUGAUUGGCUCAGCCUGAGAUAGUAUUACUACAUUGCAGUGGUUUUCAAACUUUUUUCGCCAGAUACCAUUUCAGAAAACAUUUGACUUUCCAAGUGCUACCAUAAUGACCAGCAUUAAACAAUAGUCAACUCUAUUAUACUAGUUAAUUCAUUAAAAACAAGGCAGAGGUUUUAUUUGACCAGCACAAGUUUGAACGGUAACACUGUUGGAAUAUUGGCGAAUAAAACACUUGACUUAAAUGAAGAAUCACAACUUGGGCGUACCACUCGAUAGAGUUUGAGAAACACUGCUAUAUUGGAUUGGAAAAGUAUAGAGGUGACUAAAAGUGUUAUUUCCGGUCUGGAGGGCUCUCAGAAUGUUGAUAAAUGUAUCUAGAAGGUUGUAAACUGUUUUUUAUGCUCAAACUUUGACAAUAUUUGAUUCCAAUUUUGCCGAAGUUGGAAUCAAAUAUAAUAUAACGAUAUUUGGUUGAUUGGCAACACUUAAAAAAUUGGCCCAAGUGUGUGAAUGUGAGUGUGAAUGUUUGUCUAUCUGCGUUGACCCUGCCCAUGAGAUAGCGACUUGUUCAGGGUGUACACCGCCUUCCGCCUGAAUGCAGCUGAGAUAGGCUCCAGCACCCCCCGCGAACCCAAAAGGGACAAGUGGUAGAAAAUGGAUGGAUAUUUUAUAAUUAAUGCUUCCAACUUUGCGGAAAUUAAUUUUUUGCAUGUUUAAAACCAAUAAAUCACGGAAAACUGUGUUAUAUUUGUUUUGAGAAUGAAAAGUAAUACAACAUAUUUAGAUUUUUCAGUUGGCGGCCCUCACUGGAAAAGGUUUGGACACCCUUGUUCUAGAAUAUGCUCGAACUUACUGGAACUCUUUAAAAUAUAGUGCAAAAGACUGUGUUUCCCCAAACUUGUCAGACCGGAUUCAAAUAUUAAUAAUUGUCAGUUUGGUAUUUUUGUGAAUAUAGCAAUAUAUGUACAAUUAUGUCAUUUCUAGCAGGAAUACGCCCAUGCAGAAAAUUCAGAAUCACUUUAAUUUAAUUUUUGGCCAUGUCAGUUUGAGAUUUUUCAUAACAUGCCACAUAGGACUGAAGUGUGAUGAUGUAAAGAAUGCAUUCGUUUUUUGAAAUGUGCUUUACAUUGGAAAAUCCCUCUAAUGAAACGGUUCUUUUCAACCACAUUUACGGAGCCUUUGAUUUCCGUGAAGCCAAAACUGUGACCUUUUAGUCAUUAAAAUGGAAUACAAAUCUUUGGACAAAGAUAUUUUUCAGCUUUUAUUAAAAGAUGGUGUAUCUUA
Nerophis ophidion (straightnose pipefish) is the source of this 4003-nucleotide messenger RNA. RefSeq names its product cutC copper transporter homolog (E. coli) (gene cutc). The record is from RefSeq and is a predicted model, not a curated record. NCBI's taxonomy places the organism in Eukaryota, Metazoa, Chordata, Actinopteri, Syngnathiformes, Syngnathidae. Gene Ontology annotation, molecular function: copper ion binding. Bases 164 to 919 code for a protein of 251 amino acids. The transcript is spliced from 9 exons.